Molecule: messenger RNA, 2658 nt
Organism: Phytophthora nicotianae INRA-310
Lineage: Eukaryota; Oomycota; Peronosporomycetes; Peronosporales; Peronosporaceae
Exons: 1
Coding region: 351-2339 (662 amino acids)
Molecular function (GO): metal ion binding
Source: RefSeq, a predicted model, not a curated record
CACAUUUUCAGCAACGCUGGAUAAUAUUCAUCGGAUUUCGAGGGCGGAAACUUGCGUUUGAUCAACCUCUGGGCCAGCGCUUGGGGUACGACAGUCACAAAAUAGAAGAGAAGUUUUGCAUACUAGCCGUUCGUCCUAAAUAGAGUAUAGACGACUCGCGACUCGAUCUGGGCUGUUACGUUCGACAAGAAACGCCAGAGGUUAGAGGCCGAAAUUCGCUCAGUUUCGCAUUUGAACCUCCGCGCGAACGCCUCGGACGCAAAGAAACACUACAUGCACCGCCUCGCCGUCUGCUUUUAAGUACAAUCUAGUAGACAAUUUAUCAGUGCUCGAUCAAAUAGACACAAACCAUGACAGAUUACAGCGCGUCGAUUGGGUCGCCUCUUGCGGGGACUCCGUUGACUCCUCGCUCGCUCUCCAGCUUCGGAUCCUCGCACGGAUCGGACGGGACCGACGAUAGUGACGCCGAUCCGACUGAUGAGACCGAGAACAUGUGCGUUAAGGAUCGUGAACGCCUCACGACGGUGGCCAAGCGUAUGAUUGAAAGCCUCCUGGAAGCCACAGAUCUGCUGGGUGGAAUUCCUUGGACGCUGGUCCACGAGAAGCAUGGGAUCUCGCUCUUCCGCGCCGACACCACUAAUGCCGCCACCAACGUGCCCUGUAACGUCCACGCAGUGUGCAAGUUCGCCUGUGACAUCGAAGACGUCGCUGCGUCGCUCAUCACGCCGACCACUGCAUCGUUCAAGCGGAUGAUGGGGAUGCUGUCCUCGGACUUCCUUGAUGGUGCGGUGGUGCAAAACAUCGUAGAGCCCACCCCGACCAAUCCCUACCGCUACGUUGGUCUCAAGUGGGCCGCCUUUAAGAGCUCAGGUCCGUUCGCCAAGGAUCGCGAUCUACUCAUGCUCGAGUACGUCGAUAUGAUCGAGGAUGCACAGGGACAGAUGACCGCCUUUCGCAUCAUGGAAUCCGUCGACACCCCCGCCGGGUUUUCCAAGUUUGCCGUGUCGCCCAAGUACACACGCGACCUGGUGCCGCUCAUUGGUUUUAUGUAUCACUCAACCAAGCGAGCAGGCGAGCUGCGUAUGACGUACACGUGCAACUUCGACAAGAACGGCGACCUGCCCGCCUGGGUGGCCAACUCGGCCAUCCAGUCGCAUGUAGAGAAGUGCAUCAACGGCAUUCUGAAAUACACUGAGAGCUUCCGUGUGGGUCGCGAGGAGAUUGUGCUGCCUCAGCAGGUAGUACCCAUGGGUGAGCAGGAUCACUGCCGGAUCUGUUCCAAGAAGUUUUGCGUGCGUCGCCGCCGCUACAACUGCCUCAAGUGUGGCGACGUGUGCUGCAGCUCAUGCAGCUCUGUUCGCAGUACACAUGUGCCCGAGCUCGGCGAGCGUCAGCUUCGUGUCUGCACAGCGUGCGUCAUUGAAGCGCGUCGAACGUCGCGCAACACCGCCAGCACGGAACUGUCGGGAGCUCCGUCGUUCACUUCGGCCAGCUCGACCAGCACGAACCAGCUCUUAUCGGACACCAACGAGAAACCGCGAACUCUUGGGCGUGCACAAAGUUUUACGGCAACCAGUGGACAAGUCAAAGAGGACACUCCAAAGCGCCGGUCGUACGAUAAUCUGCUCGACCCCGUUCGCUCCCGUCUCAUCGAAUACAAAACGUUCUCUUCAGGAUCCGAGGACGGGCACGGCGCUAGUACAGGCUCAUCAAUCGGCGUACCGAAGGCCAGCUUCCCGAGCCGUUCCUUCAGCGACGGACUCGUCAUGCGCAACAAGGCUCUCUUUGCAGCCAAGCGCCGUGGCAGCCCCGCAGACCUGGCCAUCUCCAUUGAAGCCUUCCGUCUGCACCAAAUGCGCAUGGGCAAUGCUGAACGACAGCCCGAGGACGGAUCGGAAGAGAAUGACCACACAGACGACGAGUCUACUACAUCAAGCUCGUCCGUGUCGCCCACGUACGCGAUGACGAGGUUGUCACCACUGCACGGACGUACAUCAUCGUGUCGCCCUAGCCGCUCACGCGUCCAGCUCAAUUGCGAGAGCAACCAGGAGCUUUCAGUAGUUGGUAACUGCGAAGAAAAGUUCGAGUUUAACGAGGCGAUGGCCCGCGCCAACAGCAUCAUCGUCGCUGCCAACUACGCCAACAAUCUGGCCCAGCAAGCUCGAAAGCUCUCGCACAACCGUGUGGUGGCGUUACAACAGGAACACGAGUUCAUGGCGCCCAUGAUUCGGAACGGUAACAGCAAGAGUCCAGUGGUGCGUCGUCGCCCUCGUCAUCGCCGUCACGGCAGCGACUUCGAGUCGGUUCCAGGUGCUGGGGCGGUGCUGUACUCCGAGUGAAGGUGCCUUCCAUUUGAAUCUGUUGGAAGAAAUAUGACGACGGCGAUGAAAAAGAAACAAGUAACCAAGCGGCCGACCGUGAACUAGUUAGUUGGUCGAGUAGUGUAGAAGAAUUAUGCGCGGCCGCAAGUGGAUAGUGCAGAUGUCAGUAUAUGGAUCAGAAGCAUGUACACGCGCGUGAGGUGGCGAAGGCGAACGAGCCACACCCAAGUGAACUUGCAUUAUUAGUACUGUAUCGUAGGAAGCUUCAACAUGGGAAUUGAGCAGCUUUACUAUUUAUUUACACUCUAUGGAACACGCACGAUCUGCCAGCCCACCA